Monoraphidium neglectum is the source of this 390-nucleotide messenger RNA. RefSeq names its product Eukaryotic translation initiation factor 2 subunit 3. The record is from RefSeq and is a predicted model, not a curated record. Gene Ontology annotation, biological process: formation of translation preinitiation complex; positive regulation of translational fidelity. The transcript has 4 exons. NCBI's taxonomy places the organism in Eukaryota, Viridiplantae, Chlorophyta, Chlorophyceae, Sphaeropleales, Selenastraceae. Gene Ontology annotation, molecular function: tRNA binding; translation initiation factor activity. Bases 1 to 390 code for a protein of 129 amino acids. Gene Ontology annotation, cellular component: eukaryotic translation initiation factor 2 complex; cytosol.
AUGGCGAAGGCCAAAGGGCUCAGGGAGCAGGAUCUGAAAACACUAGACCCGGCCGCGCUCACGCCGCUGUCGCCAGAGGUCAUUUCUCGCCAGGCAACGAUCAACAUCGGCACAAUCGGGCACGUGGCCCACGGGAAGUCAACGGUGGUCAAAGCGAUCACGGGCGUGCAGACGGUCCGCUUCAAAAACGAGCUCGAGCGCAACAUCACAAUCAAGCUCGGGCGCGGGUGCCCGGCGCGGCAGAUUGAGCGGGAGCGCUCAAGCCACCGCAUGCGGGGAGGCAGCGCUGGGGUCGGGGCCAUUCCGAGCCAGGUCGUGGCGCCCAGCUCGAAGAAGGUGUUCUCAGAGCGCUGGAUACGCUGCAAGGCGGCGGCGGACGCGCGCUUAUGA